This is a messenger RNA of Puccinia graminis f. sp. tritici CRL 75-36-700-3, 2581 nucleotides long. RefSeq lists its product as uncharacterized. Gene Ontology annotation, molecular function: chloride channel activity. NCBI's taxonomy places the organism in Eukaryota, Fungi, Basidiomycota, Pucciniomycetes, Pucciniales, Pucciniaceae. Gene Ontology annotation, cellular component: cortical endoplasmic reticulum. Gene Ontology annotation, biological process: chloride transmembrane transport. The record is from RefSeq and is a predicted model, not a curated record. Bases 27 to 2537 code for a protein of 836 amino acids. The transcript is spliced from 7 exons.
GGAAAACCAAAAAGCUCAAGACCAUCAUGUCGUCCAAGCUUCCCUCAGUCGACCAAUCCACCGAUGAGGACCAUCAACCAAUUACUAAAAACUUCUCAAACCUUCAAGUCGAUUACGUCAUCGUCUUCUCCCUAUCACCACUCCCAAAUCAAAACAAACUUAAGAAACAAGCGAUCGACGAAAGAUCAAAGCAUACCAAAGAACUACUAGAAGAGUACCAACUACUCAUCCAGAGGUUGAAAUCUGCUGGGCUCUCAGCAACCAGUCGACCAGGAUCAAAAGGCUCCAACCAACUACUCAUCCUCGUCACCGCACACAACGAAACCAGAAUCAAACAAGAGAUUCAAGCAGAGAGAAUCGCAGAUUGGUUACAUGGCAUCACUUGUGUCAAACCUGAAUCAGAUCUAGCCUCCAGCUUCAUCUCACAACCCCACACACCAGCUGACCGACUCCGACAUCUAUACAACAUCAUCACACGGGAUGUCCAACCGAACAAGAGUGAAUCGCCGAUCACAGCCCAUCCACAUCGACCCUUAGUCGGCAUCGGAGCCGGAAUCAUCCCCAAACAGGCCCCCUUCGAACACGUCCAAUCCAUCUUCCCACCACACGAUACUGGAUUUAAUCAGACUUGGCUAUCCCAAUGGAGCGAUCGUUCUCAUCUGACGAUCCAAAUCCCAGAAGUAGAACUAGAUAGGAUCAAAGAAAUCUACGGAGAAUCCAUCGGCUUCUACUUCGCCUUCCUCAACUUUUACUUCCAAGCGUUAAUCUUUCCGACCGGUUUAGGACUCAUCUUCUGGCUGACUGGGAUGACUUACUCGUCUAUCUAUUCCUUCACACUCGCUAUUUGGUCUAUCAUCUUUCUCGAGAUUUGGAAGGUUAAAGAAAAACUUUUGGCUAUCAAUUGGAAUUCUUUUAAUUGUCAUAAAGUGGAAAAGAAACGAGUCGAAUUCAUACAUGAACGGGUCGUCAAACAUCUUGUCACUCAUGAACCAGUUGGCUACUUCCCAUGGUGGAAACGUGAAUCUAGAAGAUUGGUCACGAUCCCAGUUUUGAUCUUAUUUGCGUUGGGUAUCAGUGCCUUGAUCACCGUGAUCACGGCGGUAGAACUAGUGGUUGCGGAAGUUUACACUGGACCGUUUAAGAAAGCAUUGGCAUUAUUACCGACUGUUUUAUUUGCAGCGUCGGUACCACAACUAGUAGGAUUAUGGCAAUCGACGGCGAUCAAACUAUCCAACUGGGAGAACCAUUCCUACAACUCGACAUACGACCGAUCCCUGACCCACAAGGUUUUUGCAGUCCAUGGCUUAGUAGCCUAUGCAGGUCUAGUCCUGACGGCGUUUAUCUAUGUGCCCUUUGGGACGAUCCUAGUUCCCCAUCUAGCGGGUCUUGCGCAUCGGUUGAUGAAGCAAGAGACGAUCCGAUUAGAGGGCUCAGCCGACCAAUAUCUCAACACUCGUGCCCUCGACUUCUCCACCUACUCAAUCAAUACCGCCCGACUUUAUGAACAGUUGUUCGCAUACCAAGUCACUAAUCAAAUAGUUGAUACCUUCUCAGAAGUCGGUCUUCCUUAUCUCAUCAAAAUCGUCUCCUUCAGAUGGAACAAGCUCCGCUCAGAACGUGAGGUCAAACGGAGACUCACUAAAAACUCCCCCGAGAUCGAUCCGUCUUCUUCUUCCGUUGAUCCAACUGCUGCUACUACCACCAAGACCACCACCACCACCACUGCGAUGACGACGGAUGACGCUCCUGAUGAACAUGAACUGUUGGAACGCUUAAGGGAAGAAGCCAAGCUUCCAGAGUAUCGAUUGUUUGUUGAAUAUGCAGAGAUGGCAAUCCAGUUUGGAUAUGUAGUAUUAUGGACAGCAGUUUGGCCGAUUUCACCAUUAUUUUCAUGUGUGAACAACUUUUUCGAGUUACGAACGGAUGCGAUUAAGUUAGCGAAGCACAGUCGCCGGCCGAUCCCAAGCCGAUGUGAUUCGAUAGGACCAUGGCUAGAUGUAUUGAGUACAUUAACAUGGCUAGGGGUGAUAGUGAAUGGAUUAUUAGUCCAUCUAUUCCAGCCGAGUGGGAGGGCGGUAGAGAAGGGAUUGAAGCACGAGGAAGGCGCAACGAAGAGUCCGACGACGAUUGUCGCGGAUCUGUUUGCGGCGGCGAUAGUGGAGACGAAGGGCGGGAGUGAGUGUGAGGGCACAACUCUUUAUGAGCGACUUGCCGGGAUGCUGCUGUCGGCUUUGAUCCCCGUCCUGGUCUCCGAACACGGCUUCUUCCUCAUCCGUUUCUUCAUCCGCGAAGCCAUCCUCAGACUCUAUUGGAAAGACAGCCCCGCCGCGCUCAAACAGAUGCGUGCAGACUGGAACCUCAAACAGUCCUUCGUCGAUCGUCUCGACUUCAACGACCUUCAACUCCCCCCCACUGCUGACGAAUACUUCCUUAGAUCUCUCGUCCAUCAUAUCGAUCCUCAUCAUCCUGAUCUUCCUUUCUGGAGUAGAGAUGACCCCGCUCUUCAUGAAAUUAACUCCCUUAUGAAAACUGAAUAAAUAUCUUAUUCAUUCAAUUAUAAUCUAUAUUGAUCCUUUGCAUA